CGUAAGAACAAUAAAACACUUCUUUAAUUCUUGGUAUGUAUCUCUUAAUUAGCUUAAUAAAGCCUUCCAUUUACUCAUACAUCUCUAUCUCUUAAUAUUAUUUACUCAUACAUCUCAUUUUUUCAAUAUGUGUAGGUAACGAUUAAUUGGCCUAUUUAUUGUCUAGUCCCAUUUUUAUUGCCAAGAAUUCAUGUCAUUGAUUGUAUUAAUCACAUGUACGAUUUCAAACGAUGAAGUCUUCCUUAGUGCCUCAACUAUGAUUUCUUAUUUCCUUAGAAAUAGUCAAAUGGGGCUAUCACCUGGCUCAUGAAUCAGCUUUGGCCUCAAAUCGAAAACGGAUAGUCGAGAAAGCAUUGAACAUUUAUUCUUCAGAUGCCCCCUAGCCACCAGAUUGUUGACUUUAGUGGGAUUGAGCAAAUUUAUUGAGACCGCCCCGACUAUUAACUUUAGUCUAUGGUGGCGACAUGUCAUGGUCUCUGAGACCUCCCCAUUCCACAUUUUCCAAUGCGUCUGCUUACAUUGGAGAAUCUGGAAGUCUAUAAAUAAAGUGAUUUUUGAAUUCUACCAACCUCAUGUCCGUUCCCUAGCCAGACAUUUCUACAACCAGGUCCUUGAUAUCUCAAACACUCUCCUCCCUCCCCAACCCCACAACUCUCUUCCCUACCAUCCAACCACCACAUGGGUCCAGCCGCCAGACGAUCACUUGAAGAUCAAUUUCGACGCUGCUGUUUGUGCCACCGGGUGUUCGUCUGGGUUUGUUGUCCUUGGGUCAGACGGACAUGUGGUAUUGGCGUUCGGGUUACAGCAUCAAGGAAUAGUCAACCCUUCCCUGGCAGAGCUCCUAGCCAUUAGAGACGCUAUUUCCAUCAUCACCUGAAGAUCUUUGACUCACGUUAUAGUCGAAGGUGAUUCCGAAGUGGUCGUCAAGCAGAUCCGGCAAGGCUUAAUAGAAGACUCGAUUGGUGGUCCGGUGCUACGAGAGUGUCAUCAGAUCCUUAGCUCUUUGUCCAUUUGUAUAGAGUUUAGGGCGGUUCCUAGAAUUGCCAACAGUGCUGCCCAUAGAGUGGCGUGUAAAGCACUGCUUUUGUCUCGUCUAGAGCUAGAAUCGUUUGAUUUUUUGGGGUGGCUUCAUUAGAAUAUAUUGUAAGGGGUCCUGGGUAGAUUUGUAUGAAUAACUCUUGUCCUAAAUUGAUAUCACUCAGAAAUAAAAAAAAAAGCCUUCCAAUAUUGGUUGUCAUUGUCGAAAGUCCAAAACCCUACGAUAUGAACAAACUUUUCUUUGUUUAUUUCAAAAGGGUCGGCCACGUUUUGUCCCGUAGAUGGAAUCUUUUUUCAAUAAUUAUAUAGAUAUAUAGAUAAACAUAGUGAUCAUAAAAUUGUAUACUACUUCAUCCCAAGGACUAUUAAUUAUAUGGCUUAGCCUACAUUAGAAAUAGAGGCAGCAAUUGAUUUUAAUUAUUGAAGAAAUUAAAAGUGAUGGAGUUAUAUUUAGCCGCUCGUUUGAAUUAGUUUAUGAGUCAAGCUUAGCUGAUGAUGAUGAGUGAUCGAGCUGGCUAUGGCGGAUUGACGGAACAUGUUUAAUUUAAAUUUUGUAAGCUUAUGUAAUGGGAUCUUGUUCGUGGCCGAAUCAAAGGGAGCAAUGUACGUCUUCUUUCACUACAAAUACCCUUUUAGUAGCAUGUCAAACAAAAGUCUUGUUUGUAAUUUGGCAUGUUAGAUGUUCGGACUUUAUCAUUCGAUAGUAUUGAGUGACAUCGUCCCGUUGUUUUAGAAUACAAAUUGGAGCAAUCACAGACACAUAUGUGCGGCGACGAUGCAAUAAUUUCAUUGACUUUAUACGAAAGAGGUGAGAAUGCCAAUAAAUAUACGAAUUAUCUUGCAAGUGUAGAGAACAAUGUUGCUUUGUAAUAAUCAAUCCAUAGUGACAUACAUCAACGAAAAUAAACAAACCUAUCGGCUAAUAAUGAAUAGUACUUUCAGCUGCCGUGUGGAACUACAACUCUGGUUAGAAUUUAGAAAUCAUCGGCAUGGCCAUCCCAAUCUGCAAAAUUUGUACAGAGCAUCCAUUAAUGUAUCUGUUCACUGAUGGUGAGAAGGGCCUUAGCUCGCUUAGUGAAAGAAGACUUUAGGGGAAAGUGUUACAGUUGUGGAUUAUUAUUUUAAUACGAUGUCCAAAAGUGGUAAUAUUUCAAUUAUUAAACAACUUAUCAUCUUCUUCUUCCCACGUCUUUUUCUGCUUGGAUACGCGAUCAUCAAGCUGCAGAGAAUAUCCAUCUCCUUUCGCCUACGAUUGCGGGAUUUUGGAAUGGAGGGGAUUCUGUACAUAAUUUGAAUUUUUCUAAAUCCUAGAUCAUUAAUAUUGCUAAUGGAUAUUAGUAGUAACAUGUCAAGUAGUCAAACAAGUUACUUUGCAUUACCACCGACUAAUAAGUAAUACCUAAGAUU
Molecule: messenger RNA, 2445 nt
Organism: Linum trigynum
Lineage: Eukaryota; Viridiplantae; Streptophyta; Magnoliopsida; Malpighiales; Linaceae
Source: the annotation of a GenBank genome assembly